AAAGCUGAGAGCUUUUCUCCGUUUAGUCUUGUUCUGUUAUUAGUAUUAUUAUGGCUUAACAUCACAGUAAGGCCUUCCAUGGCGGCCACAAAAACAGUACCAGUAGGAGUCAUUCUUGAUCUGAACUCAAGACUCGGUAAAAUGGUGAACAACAGCCUCGCCCUCGCCGUCGAAAAUUACUACCUCGUUCAUAACAAUACAGCCACCAAGAUCACGCUUGUGGUCUGGAAUGUUUCUCAGGACAAUAUCAUCAUAGCGGCAAACAGAGCUUAUCGUCUCAUGCAUGAUGUGAAAGUACGUGCCCUGUUGGGGCCCCAGAAUUCAGAGCAAGCAAGGUAUAUUGUGAGACUUGGUGAGCAAUUACAGGUACCUGUCAUUUGGUUUCCCAUAACUGGUCCAUCUCUUUUGCCACCGCCAUCUCCAUCCUCCAUCUACAUCGGUCAAGGCCUUAAUUGCUAUCAGUUCCAAGCCAUAGCCGCCAGUCUUAAAGCUCUUGGGUGGCAAUCAAUCGUCCCCAUUUAUGAAGAGACUGAAUAUGGCAGUCAUCUUGUUCCAUGCCUCACGAAUGUCUUGAAAGAGAUGGGCAUACGAAUGGCUAACGUAACUGCCAUUGCUUCAAAUUCAUCAGAUCGUGACAUUGACGACAUUCUCCUCAAGUUAAACAACAUGCGAACACAUGUAUUUCUUGUCCAUAUGAGCAUGGAUCUCGGAACAACAUUUGUUUUAUCUGCACAAAGAAAAGAGAUGAUGGGUGAAGGAUAUGCUUGGAUACUUACCCAAGAGCUAUCUUCUUUGACAGAUCCUCAAGUUACAGUCACGAGAAACUUGUAUACUGGCCAGGUCCUAUCUGGCAGUUUUACUGAUUUCUUUGCUUUGAAAAGGUAUAUGCAAGGUGCAUUGGGAGUGAGGCCAAUGGAUUCUAACAAAACAGAUGCGCGUAAGGGGAUAGAGAAUAAUUUCACUGCUAAGUUCGGAGGAGCUAGCCUAACUAUCUAUGGAUGGUGGGCUUAUCACACAAUCGAAGCAUUGGCUAUGGCAUUAGAGAAGCCAGGCGCAGACAAUAAUGGCACAAAACUUCGAAGUGAAAUUCUGGCUACUAAUUUCACAGGCGUGUCAGGGAUAAAUUUUAAUUUAAAAGGAGGACAACUAGAUCAAUCAGUGCUUGAAGUAUACAAUGUGGUGGGAACAAGAGAAAGGAUCAUCGGAUCUUGGAACCCCAAAGAUGGAUUUGUUCAAAAUAAUAGUAAAAGUGGCGAGGUAUCUGGUGAUGGAUACCAACUAAGUGGUCCUCUGGCACUGUGGCCGGGUGACACAUUGGAUAAACCACCAAAGUUGAGAAUAGGAGUCCCAAGAACAAAUUCUUUUCCUGAAUUUGUGAAUGUGGAUAAUUCUAGUAAGCUUCUGAUUGAUGGCUUUGCUAUUAAUGUGUUCCUAAAAGCUAUCGGUGUUUUGCCGUUUCUGUUAAAUAAUUAUGAGUUUGUUCUUUUGCCGAACAAAAAUGCAAGCGAUACUCCCACAAACUAUGAUGAUCUUCUCUGCAGCCAAAUGAAAGACGAGGAUCUUGAUGCUAUAAUUGGAGACAUCGCAAUUGUAACAAAACGCACAAACUGUGUUGAUUUCACGUUGCCGUAUCUAGAUUCAAGUGUAGCAAUGGUGGUAAGGGCGAAGGCCUACAGAAGUAAGGGAAUCCUCUUCAAACCUUUCGAUUGGUCACUAUGGUUAAUUCUUGGUGGGAUUUUUGUGGGCGCAACAAUUAUCAUAAUUAUGUUAGAAAGAAACAAAACCAACGAAAAAGACAAAACCAAUGAAGAAGACAAAACCAAAGAAUUUCGCUCCAACCCUUUCCUUGUUUACAAGAUGGAUGCGAUGGAGUUUAAAAGCAAAUCUGCAGGAUGGAUGGUGAUACUGACGUCACUCCUAUUCAUCUUAGUAGUGCAAGUUUACACGGCGAAUUUGACUUCAAUUUUAACACAAGGAGAGAAGAAAAAGCCUGAAUUUAAGGACGAAAAUGAGGUUAAAAGUAGCAAUGUGUUUGUGGGACAUCGAAAUGGGUCGUGGGUGAAAGGGCUUCUAAUUAACCAAAUGGGAUUCGACCCGUCUCGAUUAAAGCCUCUAGCAACUCGUGAAGAGUACAAUUUAUCAUUGUCAAAUGGAAUAGUGGGAGCUAUUUUUGAUGAAACUCCCUAUCUCACGCUCUUUCUCUCCAGAUAUAGAUCUGGCUUCAUGAUGGCAGGACCAAUCCAUAAAACUGGUGGACUUGCAUUUGCAUUCCCAAAGAAAUCUAGCCUGGCCUUGCAUUUCUCGAAUGCAAUCUUAAAGGUGACUCAAGAUGCGGAGCCAUAUCGUGUGCUGAUGGCCAGGAGCUCCUUACCCACCUCCAUUGAAGAUCUCAUUUUUGAAGACCAAAGUGAUACUGAGACGACAAGUUUGAAAAUAGAUAACUUUGGAGGCCUUUACCCCGUCCUAAUAUCUGUAGUAGCUCUCUUCUUAGGCGUUGCCAUUCUGAAUCCAUCGGUAAUUCAAUGCUUGCGUACAUCAUCAGUGAUUGAACAGUUGCGUAACAGGAAGCAGGAUCCCAAGUUAGCUAAUAAGGCUUAAGUAUACAUUGGAGAAUUCCUAGGUAGUAGCCGCUUAUUAAACAAACAUGUGAUAUGUGUGUAUCCAUAAAGCUUGCUCCUUCCUACCCUAUCUACUUUCCUGUAAUGAACACCCCCUUUUGUUCUUAUUAUAAGGUAUCUUCUAGAAA
Neltuma alba is the source of this 2746-nucleotide messenger RNA. RefSeq names its product glutamate receptor 2.7. NCBI's taxonomy places the organism in Eukaryota, Viridiplantae, Streptophyta, Magnoliopsida, Fabales, Fabaceae. Gene Ontology annotation, molecular function: ligand-gated monoatomic ion channel activity. The transcript has 5 exons. The record is from RefSeq and is a predicted model, not a curated record. The coding region runs from base 79 to 2598 and encodes 839 amino acids. Gene Ontology annotation, cellular component: membrane.